AUGUCUAAAGAUCCUAAGGGAUAUUAUAAAAUACUCGAGCUGAGUCCUGGGGCAUCUAUAUCUGAAGUAAGAAGAGCUUACUCAAGACAGCAAGCAAAGUAUCAUUUAGAUUCACCAUUUAUGAAGGACAAACUGAAGAAUGCAGCUAAUGAUGAGGAGAGAGAAAAGAUAAAGAAGGAGUGUGGGGAGAUGUCUGCAAAGCUGAACUCUGCCAAGAGUGUACUGUUUGAUGAGAAGAAGAAGAAGGAGUAUGACAGCGGAGUUGGGGAGUUUGGGGCUCACUUUUCUGGGGGAGGCUAUUCAGACAUUUUUGACAUAUUUAGUCAGUUUACGGGGGGCAGAGGCCAUCAAAGGACAAAUAAGGUGAAUUCUACGAAGUAUGUCAUAACCAUUUCUCUUAGAGAGUCGUUUGUCGGGAAGGUGUCGAAGUUCAAUGUUAGGACUGAAAAGAUAUGCCCUACAUGUGACGGGAAGGGAGGAAAGGAUGUAGAAGCGUGUAAGAAGUGCAAUGGAAGUGGAGUGUGUACUACCCGUAGAAACCUAGGGGGGUUUGUGACUCUUGCAGAAACACGAUGUGAUUCCUGUGGAGGGUCUGGGAAUAAGAUUAAAGGCAAGGCAUGUAGCGCAUGCAACGGCGGGGAGUAUAUACAAGACAAGACCAUGUUUGAAGUGAAUAUAAAGCCAGGAGUUAGAAAAGGAGAGAAGAUUGUCUUUGAAGGCAUGGGGGACCAGAGAAGAAACCAUGUUCCUGGAGAUGUAAUUUUCAUAAUUGAUGUGCAAGAGGACAGUAGAUUUGAAAGGCGUGGGAAUGAUCUGAUAGGCAAGAUAGAUAUUCCUCUAUGUACUGCUAUUGGAGGAGGUGUUGCAUACUUCACCCACAUCGACGGGAGACUGCUCGAGAUAAAUGUGAACCCUUUCAAGACGUUUGACACUGUUCUUAGGAUUCGCAACGAGGGAUUCAAGGGGAAUAAAGUGGGGAAUCUGGUUCUAAGGCCGAAUAUCAUAAUUGGAAGUGAGUCUGACCGAGCAAAGAUUAUGCAAGUAUUGCCGGCACCACCGAGAAAGCCUUAUGGAACGUUUACGAAGGUGAACAGUGAGUUUGGUAAUAUGCCUGAGGCCGAGAGGGAACAAGAAGAUGCUUCUGAUGAUGGUAUGCAUAAUGCCAAAAGCUUCUUUAACAACUUCAGCUUCUUUUGA
Messenger RNA from Encephalitozoon romaleae SJ-2008, 1197 nucleotides. RefSeq names its product DnaJ-class molecular chaperone. The record is from RefSeq and is a predicted model, not a curated record. Gene Ontology annotation, molecular function: Hsp70 protein binding. Lineage: Eukaryota; Fungi; Microsporidia; Unikaryonidae. Gene Ontology annotation, cellular component: cytoplasm. Gene Ontology annotation, biological process: protein refolding. The coding region runs from base 1 to 1197 and encodes 398 amino acids. The transcript has a single exon.